Scaptodrosophila lebanonensis is the source of this 5081-nucleotide messenger RNA. RefSeq lists its product as uncharacterized. Gene Ontology annotation, cellular component: stereocilium tip; plasma membrane; cilium. Gene Ontology annotation, molecular function: protein binding. The transcript is spliced from 15 exons. Lineage: Eukaryota; Metazoa; Arthropoda; Insecta; Diptera; Drosophilidae. The record is from RefSeq and is a predicted model, not a curated record.
CCCGCGAAUGCGUAAUUCGUACCAUCAGUUCCCCAACAGUGUAAUGCGCCUUGGGGGUAGUGGCUUACCAUACGACGGCGACCCCCUGACAAUGAGCGCAGCUGGUAACGACUAUGCCGAAUUAUGCGAUCUUGGACCCUCACGCUGGAGUACACGAGCCUAUGGUUACCAUGCAACAGCAGCGAAUGCAGCAGCAGCCGGUAUUGGCAUCGGCGGCGCCACACAAUCAUCAUCGAGCGUGCCCACGGGUGGUUCCGCGGGCCUCUCCGCCCACCAUUUACGCAGCAGUGCAGCUGUGCCGAGCAGUUAUGAGGCUGAGGACAUUGGCCUGGGCUUUGGCAUGAUCAGUCCGCCACCAGGCAGUGGGCCCUACGGCGUUGGCUCCCGCGUUGGCAACAGCACCAGCUCGUUGCGUGCUAGCGGUGGCGCCGGCGGCGGCGGACGCUCAGGCCUGUAUUACUCACCGCCAGGCACAUCGUACACGAUCAUUGAACGGCCCCAUUCGCCGCACUAUUACUACAAUUCGGCUGGUGUGCCCUCCAAGGGUGGGUCGUUGCCGGGCCGGGGCUCGGCAUACCUUAGCAGUUCACCAUCAAGUCACAUGGCCGCGGGAACGGCGGGCACUCUGCCCACGUCGACGGCGGCCAGCGCUCGGCAUGCGGCUGCGGCGGCCAUGAGCAAUGGCAACAAGAAGCGGCCCAUAUCGCCGGAGCAGGUGUUGCGCAUGUUCGGCGCAACCCAAUCGUCUUCAGUUCCUACGAGUAGCUACCACUACAGCAAUGGAGGCACGCGCGAUCGCACGGGCCGACGCAGUCCGGCGAGCAGUCCGCCCUCGACAACGCAUCAGAUCUAUCGCGAUCGCGAGCGGGACAGAGACCGCAGUGUGCCCAACAUACACGAACUUACCACGCGCACCGUUAACAUGUCACGUGAUCAGCAGGUCGAUCAUGGUUUCGGAAUAUGCGUCAAAGGAGGCAAAGACUCAGGCUUAGGUGUUUACAUCUCACGCAUCGAGGAGAACUCUGUGGCGGAACGCGCUGGUCUCCGACCCGGUGAUACAAUCCUAGAGGUGAACGGCACGCCAUUCACUUCAAUCAAUCACGAGGAGGCGCUGAAGAGAUGUGUGCAGAUAUUGAAAUCGUCACGUCAAAUCAGUAUGACGGUGCGAGCGCCACCCACGCUGAACUCGACGGCGCCGCUGCACGGCUUCGGACCGCCCUCCCGAGAUCCGAUGUACGCUUCGAUGGCACCCCUGCUACCACAGAGUUCGGCGCAUGCGGCGGGAGCGGGUGGCGGUGCGGGCUUACCCUAUCGCCAGACCUGCUCCUGGAUGGAUCGUCACGGCCGACCCGCCUCCCCGCCCAUGGAGUAUGGCGGCAGGCGUAGUGAUCGCAGGGAUCGCAUACGUCGCGUUGAACUGCUCAUCGAACCCGGCCAAUCGCUGGGCCUGAUGAUACGUGGCGGCGUAGAAUAUGGUCUGGGAAUUUUUGUCACUGGUGUGGACAAAGAUAGUGUGGCUGAUCGCUCUGGCCUCAUGAUCGGCGAUGAGAUACUCGAGGUAAAUGGUCAGUCCUUCCUCGAUGUCACUCACGACGAGGCCGUCGGUCAGUUGAAAUAUCACAAGCGCAUGUCGCUGGUGAUACGUGAUGUGGGCAAGGUGCCGCAUUCCUGCACAUCCAUUGAGAUGGAGCCCUGGGAUGCGUACAGUCCGACGGGCACCAGAGCACGCCGAAAAGGUCAAAUCGCCACCAUGGUGGAGGAGAAGGCGCGCUCGUUGUUGCCCCGCCCCCAUUUUGCAAGCCUUUCCUACUAUAUUGCCGAAUAUAGUGCGAAAGCAAUGACCAUAGAUGCCUUUGUUGCCGUCUUAUUAGAGAUGUUAGAUACGUACGAAAAGCAUACGCUGGUGACGGAAAUACGGGAACUGGUAUUUCCCGAAGAUCGGACGCGCUAUGAUGAGCUUGUCUAUAGGCGGGAACGUGAUCCAUAUAGCGUGGAUAGGCAUAGGCGUAAGGGAGACCCCGCACGUGAUUUGCCGGAAUACGGCUGUGAUGAGCAUAGAACUCGACGGGGCAGCGAAACCCUAUUACCGGAAUAUGAACAAGAUGCGGAACAGGAGUUGGCCACAAAACUCUCAAGAAGUUUCGAUAUGAAGGAAGAGGGCGGCACUUUGCUGGGCGAUAAAGGUGUACGAAGGCAUCAGUCCAUGCAGCGUCUGUCAGCUGAGCAAAAUGGUGGUUCAACGACUGAACAAACACAUGAACACAAUCCAAACGUCGUACCUGAUCAUAGAGGCAACUUACACAUUACAGUUAAGAAAACCAAACCAAUUUUAGGUAUUGCUAUCGAAGGUGGUGCUAAUACAAAACACCCGCUCCCUAGGAUAAUCAAUAUCCAUGAAAAUGGUGCAGCAUUUGAAGCGGGCGGACUAGAAGUCGGGCAGCUAAUUUUGGAGGUAGACGGCACUAAGGUCGAGGGUCUACACCAUCAGGAGGUUGCACGCCUUAUAGCCGAAUGCUUUGCUAAUCGUGAAAAGGCUGAAAUAACCUUCUUAGUUGUCGAAGCAAAAAAAUCAAAUUUGGAACCGAAACCAACAGCGUUAAUAUUUUUAGAAGCCUAACAUUUGCUUGCCCUGCCGGCUAGUGACCCAUUGGAACGACAAAAACUCGAGUUCCUCUAUGAAUGGGGUAUCGAUUUAACGGAGACGCCAAAACCAAUGCCAACACCAAUACCGCUGACAAAAGCUAAAAAUCCACCGCCACUGCCUCAUGAAUUGCAUAACAACAUCAGCAGCAGCAGCAGCAAUCAACAAUAUCAUCAUCAUCAUCAAUCACAAUCACAAACACAAACUCCAACACAAACACAGCAACAACAACAACAGCAGCAACAACAGCAGCAACAGCAACAACAGCAACAAACAACACGUGAAAACACUACACCCACCAACACAGCAACAACAACAGCUACAACAAAACAACAGCAACAACAACAACACAGCAGCACAACACCAACAAAAGCAUCGCGUGAAUCAACACCAACACGAGAGCAACAAAGAGAACAAAACCAGCAGCAACAACAACAACAACAACAGCAACAACGUGAACAACAGCAACACAAUCGGGAGCGUCAGCAGCAACUGCGAGAGCAGCGAGAGCAUCGCGAACGAGAAUACCAACAGGACCACUCACAACCACACUCACACUCACACGCACACGCACACCAUCGUGAGCAUCACGAUCACCAACAACAAUACCAUCCCCAUCCCCAUCAUCAUCACCCCCAGUCCCAUCCCCAUUAUCAAUCAUCGCAUCAGCAGCAACAGCAACAGCAGCAGCAGCAACAACAACAUCGCUACAACAGCAGCAGCAGCAGUCACAGCAACAGCUACCGAACUCAUAAUAAUUCCGUUUACCAGUAAAUCGAAGGGAUAUCAUCAAAAACAACAACAACAACAACAACAGCUACCAAUAAAUGGAUAAUUGGACACAUUUUUUGGCAAUAUUUUCAACUGCUUUUCGAGAAGAAGAAGAAGAAUUCAAUAACAGUAAACAGUUUAAUUGUGCUAACAACCCGAAGAAUCAAUUGCUACAGCUCCUAAGUAACUGCAACAACAGUUUCUCUGCGCUCUCUCUCUCUCUCUCUCUUCGACUAACUCUCCACACCCCACGCUCUACGCUCCUCGCUCGUCGCUUCCUCAUGCACGCCAAUUGUACAACACCGAAGCGCUUUAUGAUACGGCACAGGAAAAAUUCAAGGGAAAAGCCCCAAAACAAAAUUGGACUAUCUAGUACUAGUACAUGCUGUAAAUGUAAAUCUGAAAGAUUGUAACUGAAUGUUGUAAGAGCUUGAAGCCCCCCACCACCGGUUAAUAUCAUUAGAGACCUAUGUGUAUGUACGUGUACUAACUAUUCCACACUCCUUCCUCUCUGUGUUGUUUUGUUGUAGUCGGGAGAGAUGCUCUAUCCAAAAAAAAAAAAAGAAGAAGAAAGAAUAUCAAUGAUUUUCAACUGAAGCUAUUCAUUUCUAUUAAAAGUGUUCAUUUGUGUUGGUAUUGGUUAGCGCCAUAUCAAGGACCUCCCAAACAGUGUUGAAACCAAGCCUCGUUUUGCAAAUUAAUAUCAAUAUUUAAAAAAAAAAAACACUGCCAAAAAAAACCAAAAAAAUUUAAGAAAAAAAUGUGAAAAACUGGUUUAGAGCAGCUCUCCCCGCUCUCACCGCUUUCCAGCACCGCUUUCCACACCUAAGCUCUUCCCCUACUUCGGCCCCUCCAGGCAACAGAUUGGAUUGACAACCAGCCAGAGACAUAUACACGUAUAUAUGUAACUCCAAAACACCCGAAACCAACCUAGAACUGCUCUUUCUCUCCCCUUUAGAAAACUCGAACGCUAAAAUGAAAAAAGAAAAAAUGAGAAAAAAGAACAAAAAAAUUAACAGUAUCUAUUAUUGUAUUAUUAUUAUUAUUGUUAUUCUUAUUAUUACUACUACAACUACUUAUGAUUAUGAAGGAAACGUAGUCUAAAAGUGUUAGUCGUUAAAAGUGUUAUGUUAAUGAGAAAAAUCAAUUUAAUUUGACAAACUGUAUAAAUCCCCCCACAAACAACAUCCCAACCAUGAAUAAAAAUCACAAAUAAUAUGGCAUACGUUAAGCUAAAUAAGAAGAAGAAACAAGAGCUUAUAAACAUAUAAAAGUAAAUCCUUAAACAAUAAGAGAAAUCAAUUAAUUAGCAGCAGACACAGAGACAGAGCCACGGACACUGUAAAAAGGACAACAAAGAACAAGAACAAAGAACACCACACAGCGCAAGUAAGAAGAAGAGAAGUGUUUCCAAAGCAAAAGAAAAAGACAAGAAGACGAAGCAGAAGCAGAAAGCUGCGGCUUUUGUUAACAACAACAAAAACAGCAACAGACAGAAGCACACACACACCUACACACACUCACACGCACUCACACACAUGCAUAUGCAUCGAUGUUUAUGUAAUUAACGCAGCUACAGCAACAACAACAAACAAAUGAAAGCCCACCUAAGCAAAUAAUUUGUAAAGUUAUAAAAUACAAAUAUCAAUUAAAUUAUAAAACACAUGUA